UCCAUUGAAACACAAGCAAACACCUAACCCCAUUUAUAUAUAUUCAUAUACAAACCAACUUAGCCAAGACUUCAAUAAUUCAUUUCUUGAAAUUUGACAUCUUCAUCAAGAUUCAAGACUGCCAAUAAUGUCUCUGAGACCCUCUAAACAGAAACCCUCAUCGUCCGACGCACCCAAAACCCCGGGAAGAACCCAAUCAAGUCUGCGAUCUCUCCCACAACGAGCCCUCUCACAAACCCUAACAAGCACGGCAAACCUAGCCAACCUCCUCCCAACAGGGACCCUCCUGGCCUUCCAGCUCCUCACACCAAUCUUCACCAAAAAUGGGGCGUGUGACGCUGCCACGCGCCCCUUGACGGUCAUCCUCCUCGUCCUUCUCUCUUUUUCUUGCUUCCUGGCUUGCUUCACGGACAGUGUCAGGUCAUUAUCAGAUGGGCAGGUCUACUAUGGUCUUGCCACUUUUAAAGGUUUGUGGUUGUUCGACUACUACAACUACCCAGAUGGCUCGGGUUCAGGGUUACCGGAUUUGAGUAAGUACCGGAUCAGAUUUAUUGAUGGUGUUCAUGCUGUUUUGUCAGUGCUUGUGUUUGGUGCUGUGGCAAUGAGAGACAAGAAUGUGUUGGGUUGCUUGUAUCCAAACCCAAAUCAUGAGACUCAGGAGGUGCUGGACAUAGUUCCUGUUGGGAUUGGACUCAUUUGCAGUUUGUUGUUUGUGGUUUUUCCUACCAGAAGGCAUGGAGUUGGGUACCCACUCACACCAGGAAAAUGAUCAUGUGGACCUUUUGUUUCAAGUUUUGAUUCUAAGAAAUCACUUGAUUUGAUUUGUUUAUUUAUUGUAUAAAAUAAAGAUAUCGAUUUUCUUA
Molecule: messenger RNA, 863 nt
Organism: Tripterygium wilfordii
Lineage: Eukaryota; Viridiplantae; Streptophyta; Magnoliopsida; Celastrales; Celastraceae
Product: protein DMP3-like
Exons: 1
Coding region: 128-769 (213 amino acids)
Biological process (GO): endomembrane system organization
Source: RefSeq, a predicted model, not a curated record